UCUAAUUGGGUUCAGCACAGAAGCAGGAUGGAUGGUGCUUUAGUGAUCUACUGUGUUCUUCUCUCAUUGUUCUGUCCAAAGACUUUCACAGCCUUCCUGCCCUCUGAAGAAGGUUCUAAAUGUGGGUUUUCUAAAGUGCACCAGCUCUUGGACCAGUCAUCAAGGAUUGUUGGUGGGAAUCAGUCCCAGUAUGGUGCACACCCAUGGCUGGUUUCCAUGAAAUAUAAAGGGUCUCACUUUUGUGGGGCAACAAUACUCACUGAUCAAUGGCUAGUGUCUGCAGCCCACUGUUUUCCCACAGCAAGAAAAGAUUUUUUAAAGAAUAUAAGAGUUGUUGCUGGAGAACAUGAUCAGACAUCACUGGAUGCUGAAGAACAGAGUCUAAUGGUGAAGACUGCUGUAAUCCAUGAAUAUUACAAGCACUCCAAUCCCAUGAGCUAUGAUAUAGCUCUUGUGGAGGUAGAUGGCAAGAUUACAUUUGGUGCACAUGUACAGCCAAUAUGUCUGCCCCUUCCCAGUGAACUUUUCACACCUGGAACCAGCUGCCUUGUGAGUGGAUGGGGACGACUGAGAGAACGUGGCCCCCUACCUACUGUAGUCCAUGAGGUAGAGCUGGACCUUGUUGAGCAGGACAAAUGUAGGUUUGUCAUCAGAACAGUAAGGCCCAGGCAGAAGGAGUUCACGGUCAUAUGUGCUGGGCCAGAGAAAGGAGGCAAAGAUGCAUGCCAGGGAGAUUCGGGGGGUCCUCUCGUGUGCCCCAGGAAUAAUGGUCAGUGGGCCCUGAUUGGGGUGACAUCAUGGGGCAGAGGCUGUGGCCGUAGUUGGGAUGAUAACACAAUGAAACCCAUGACCAAAAGAGGAUCUCCUGGAGUCUUCACAGAUGUAGUCCAAUUUCUGCCUUGGCUAAAGAAGCAGCUAAAUGAAAGGAUACAGCCAAACAAGAAAUCCACAACAAAGCUAUGCAGCUCAACAGAUGGUAUCCUGACAAGUGUAGAAGGUCAGAUACACAAUCCAGAAAAGCCCAAUCGCUUCUAUGAGAACAAUCAACUUUGUUUCUGGUCUGUACAAGUUCCAGCUGGGAAGUAUAUACUGCUGGAGUUUUCCAAGUUUGAUGUGGAAAAUGAUACUCUUUGCAGCAGUGACCAGUUGGCAGUAUUUGCUGGGACAGACAAACUUAUAGGAAAAUUCUGUGGUAGCGAACUGCCUACUCCCAUCCUAAUCAGCUCCAGCAGUGCUACACUCAAGUUCACGUCUGAUUUCACCGGCUCAGCAGCAGGUUUUUCUGUGACAUACAAAGCAAUUGACCCGGAUCCUCUUUUAGCCUCGGGCUGUGGAACAGUGGCAGUGCUCCAAGCGGAAGGUAUUGUUCAGAGUCUGCACUACCCAGACCUCUAUAACAACAAUGCAGACUGCCACUGGAUAAUCUAUGCCCCUGAGAACCAUGUUGUUAAGCUGGAGUUUCAAGAUUUUGAGGUGGAGCUGUCCAAAGAAUGUGUGUAUGAUUCGCUGAGAGUGUUUGGAGAUUUGGGAGGAAGAGAAGAAAUAGCAAUAUUGUGUGGAACAACCAUGCCGCCCCCUGUGUUAAGCUAUGAAAAUGUGAUGGUAGUACAGUUUGCCACUGAUGACAGUAAUUCCUAUAGAGGGUUCCGUGCCACCUUAUCCUUCAUUAAUGUGAAAGAUUUGCAUGAAGGAAGCCUCUCAGAAUCAGAAGAGAAAUUGACUGAAGACUAUGAAAUUUCAUUCCCAGAUAUACCCUUUGAUGCAUGUGGAAUUCCUCACGCCCCUGCCAGGUUUCUGUUCAGCCGAGUUAUAGGUGGGGAAGAGGCCGCCCCUCACUCCUGGCCCUGGCAAGUCCGUCUUAGUCUUCUCGAUGAGCACAUCUGUGGAGGAGCCAUCAUCCAGCCAGACUGGGUCCUCACUGCUGCCCACUGUGUGUAUGGCAUUGAGAAGAAAUACUCACACUUGCUUGUUGUUGUUGCUGGAGACCAUGACAUUUCAACUACAAAUCCUGAAGAGCAGAAAAGACCUGUGAAAAGGAUCAUUCUUCACUCAAGCUACAAUGACUCUUCGUUGGACUAUGAUGUUGCCUUGCUGCAGCUGGCCUCUUCACUUGUGUAUAAUAACUAUGUCCGUCCAGUCUGUCUUCCAAACAAGACCCUGGAAGUAGAGCCCUCUGCGUUUUGCACUGUCUCAGGGUGGGGAGGUAAAAUAGGUGGGCAAUGGAACAGUACUCUGCAGCAGCUGGAGGUCCCACUUCUUGAUGCCAGUGACUGUGAGCUCCUAUACCCCGGCAGAAUCACAGAGAGGAUGUUCUGUGCUGGUUUUCCGCAUGAGGAGGGACAUGACACCUGCCUUGGUGAUUCUGGAGGGCCACUAGUCUGCCAUUCGGAGCAGUCUCUGCAACCCAGUUAUUUCAUUUAUGGAAUCACCAGCUGGGCCUUUGGUUGUGGAAAACUGAGCAAACCAGGAGUCUACACUUCAGUGCAGGUCCUCAGGGAAUGGAUUCUUCAACAGCUCAGUGCCAAUAUGGAGUCAACAGUAAGAACAGAAACUAAACCUAAGACUGAAUCAUCAAAGAAGAAUACAUAUCUUGAAACCAAUACUACACCAGAAUUUUCUGGAGAAGAUGUUCAUUUCUCUUCAGGGUGUCAGAAUAUCAUUUUAACAGAAAGUGAAGGAGAAAUACAAUCUCCAGGCUACCCAAACAACUAUCCCAAUGACCUGAGCUGCCAAUGGCGAAUACUUGUCCCCCAAAAUCACUUUGUCAAAGUGGAAUUCAUAGAGUUUAAUCUGAGUACCGAUGGUGAAAGAUGCACUGAUUUCAUUACUGUGUAUGAUGGAAUGAACCAAGAUAAGAAUUUUGAAGCCAAAUUCUGUGGAGGUAUCAUGCCACAUCCAGUGUGGUCCAGUAGCACAGCUCUUACUGUGCACUUCCAUACUAACUCCAUUGGAACUGCAAGUGGGUUUAAGCUGGAAUACAGACUCUAUGAUUUAAGUCAGGGUUGACAUUCUUUGUUUUCCUGUGAAUGUUAAGUUAGAAUCUGAAAUACUGAUUAUAACCUAAAAAUAUGUUCUCGGAACUUGAAAUUGAUCAAUAUCUGCAUGAUAAUAUCUGAUAUGAUUUAAAAUAAUCUUUGUUGCUCUUUUGACUGUGAUUUUCUUUCCUAAUAAAAUAAAAAAACAUGAUUUUAGAGAACAAAACACGGAUACUAUAAUUUAAUAUUCAUUGUAAUAACAGAUACAUUUAUAAUGCCAGUGUCAUACUCUGUGAGAUUCAGAUUUAGACUAAAUAAACCAUUUUCCAAUGGCUUCAUUAUUUUUGA
Messenger RNA from Lepisosteus oculatus (spotted gar), 3323 nucleotides. It is a transcript of the gene ovch2, whose product is annotated as ovochymase-2. Gene Ontology annotation, biological process: acrosome reaction; proteolysis. NCBI's taxonomy places the organism in Eukaryota, Metazoa, Chordata, Actinopteri, Semionotiformes, Lepisosteidae. Gene Ontology annotation, molecular function: serine-type endopeptidase activity. The record is from RefSeq and is a predicted model, not a curated record.